CUGCGCAACGAAAGAAGUGCAUGACGGGAAAUGUAGUUUAGCGCCGUCAAGAGGUCACAUAGGCUUCUCGUACCUUGCUUUGCAGAUUCUAAGCCAGAGAAAGUGACGUGUCAGCUCCCUGGGGCGUGUCCUGUGUGUAAGGAAGCUACUUUGAUCUCCCCUCAGAUAGAAGGGGAGGAGUAUGCAGCUGCCGGAGUCGCUUCCCCUUAGUGUGCCGCUGACGGACGUGGUCAUCUUGGAGACUAUGGAUAUACUCUUUAGAAUAAGAGGCGGUCUGGAUCUGGCAUUUCAGCUGGCCACGACUGAUGAUAAUUCAACAAAAGAGGCACUAAAAUAUGUUUUCAGUGAUCUUUCAACCAAACUGGCUUCAGAUGUACUAGUAUUCAGGAUCUGCAAUAGCUCUGUGUAUCUGUGGCCAAACAGUGGAACAAAUUCGGCUCCAGCAGAGCUUACAGAUGACUCUGCUUGCAAAGAGAUACUGCGAUUUAUUCAAUUUGAGCAAGAAGAUGAGAAUAAACAUAGGUUUUUCAAAAAGAAGGACAAAAAGUUACAGGACUCGCAGCCUAUAGUAAACAUAGAUCUUAUGCUGGAAAUGACAACUACGUUAGAAGCUCUGGCUCCUAUAAUUGAAAAGGAGAACAGAGGGCAUCACUACAUAAGCAUGACCUUGCCAGUUGAUGCUGUUGUCUCUGUGUCUCCAGAAGAAAUGUGGCGGAAUGUGAGAAGUCUCCUGGUUAAUGCAAUUCAUACACAGCUAACUGAUAUGGAAAAAUGCAUUUUGAAACAUAUGAAAGGAACAUCUGUUGUGGUGCCCGAACAAUUUCAUUUCAUGUUACCAGGGAAAAAGCACCUUGUAACAAUCUCCUAUCCUACAGGCAUUUCUGAUAACCAGCUGGAGACUUUCAGACAGGAGUUGCAUAGUCGAUUUAAUUUGCCGUUGGACAGACCUUAUUUCCGAAGGGCUAAUGCUUAUCACUUUCCAGAUGAGCCAUUCAAAGACGGGUAUCUGAGAAACCCACAUGUACAUCUCAGUCCACCUGGCAUAGAGUCUGGUAUGGUAUAUGUGGUAUAUGGCACAUAUAGCUAUCAUCAUUACAUGCAGGAUCGUAUUGAUGAUAAUGGUUGGGGCUGUGCCUAUCGUUCUCUACAGACUAUAUGUUCGUGGUUCAGGCAUCAGGGAUAUGUGGACAGAUCAGUACCUACCCACAAGGAGAUCCAACAGGCUCUAGUUGAUGUUGGAGACAAACCACCAGGUUUUGUUGGAUCACGCCAGUGGAUUGGGUCUAUUGAAGUGCAACUUGUAUUAAACCAACUACUGGGGAUAACUUCAAAAAUAUUGUUUGUUAGCCAAGGUUCUGAACUUGCUUCCCAGGGAAGAGAACUUGCUAAUCAUUUCAAGACUGAGGGAACACCAGUGAUGACUGGUGGCGGAGUCUUGGCUCACACAAUACUAGGAGUAGCGUGGAAUGAAAACACAGGACACAUAAAAUUUCUAAUCCUGGAUCCACAUUAUACUGGAGCAGAGGAUCUGCAUAUUAUAUUGGAAAAGGGUUGGUGUGGAUGGAAGGGCCCAGAUUUUUGGAACAAAGAUGCUUAUUAUAACCUGUGUCUACCUCAGCGACCAAAAACUAUUUGAAUGCCUGUUUAGAAGAUCGUGGUAUACUAUCUGUCUUAUUUAGAAAUAUAUACAUGUUUUUAAGCAAUUAUUUAUUUUCACUUAAAAUAUCAGAAUUCCAGUUGAAAUGGGCAUGCUACUCCAAUAUCCCAUGGUAUACAAAUUAAGAACAAGAUGAUGUUUUAAAUAAACAGAUUACUUACAAAAUUA
This is a messenger RNA of Hemicordylus capensis (graceful crag lizard), 1825 nucleotides long. RefSeq names its product UFM1 specific peptidase 2 (gene UFSP2). The coding region runs from base 182 to 1636 and encodes 484 amino acids. Lineage: Eukaryota; Metazoa; Chordata; Lepidosauria; Squamata; Cordylidae. The record is from RefSeq and is a predicted model, not a curated record. The transcript is spliced from 12 exons.